GUUGUAUUUAUUUGCUAGAAUCUGUGCGCAACGGAACGGCUUACAAGCUGAAAGUGUAAUUUCCCUCAAAGCCAGAUCCGUUAAGUUUAGCUUGCGAUAUCCUCGUUUUGAAUUUUUUCAUUAACCCGCUCAAAGAAAUAUGAAGAGUUUUUUGUUGUUGGUCUGCUUGGCGGUGCUGGCGAUGGCCGAUGUGAAGCAUCUGACGGACCGAAAUCUGGAUCUAUUUAAGUACAAUCCCAGCGAUAUCUACACCCUGCCCGAGGACAUUGACGACGACAAGCCGGCGGUGCACUUUAGCGGAGAUGUGAUGAAGGCUAAAACCGAGAAAUUGCAGAACUACAAUUCCGGCAAGAAGUUCAAGUUGGAACUGAAGACUCAGAACGGCAUUGAGGUGAGCAGCGUGGGAAAACUGAAGGACGAUAAGACUUUUGUGGUCAGUGGAUCGUACUCCUUCACUGGCGCCGAUGGCAAGCGAUACAAGACCCGCUACACAGCCGAUGAGUUCGGCUAUCAUCCCAUCACAGAACUGGAUCUGGACAUUCCCGAGCCCCAGCCGUUGGCCCCAGCUGGGCAGAGGCCCGCCGUAGAUGCCAGCAGCCUGUUGGGCAACAAGAACCGCUUCCAGUUCCUGCAGCAGAGCCUAAACCCUGAGCAGGCCAGUCCACUGCGCGGCAGCGGCCAGAGCGGGGAUGACUACAGCUACACGCCCCAGAAGGAUGGGGCCAGCGGCCAGAUUUUCAGCUCCCCCUACGGCGGAGUCCGACAGACGCAGUCCAGCGACAACUACGGCAAUGCUAUCGGAGCCUUCGGCAAUGGAUUUGGAAAUGGAAAUGGCAAUGGAUUUGCUGACGUGAAUGAGUACGGCAAUGGCUAUGAUUACCAGGCACCCAAAGUGCAGCUGGUGACGCCAUCGCGCCAGUACCUACCCGUGGCAUAGGGAUCCAUACGAAUCCCAAGUCCAUUAUCUUCUCAAUCCCUAAUCCCCGCUCCCACUCCCCUGCUUUCCACUCACAGCUGCAAGUAUUUAGGUUUAAGUGCAACUCCAACGGGAACCACACAUCCAACAACAACCAGAGUAAAGAGAUAGUUAAAUUUUUUUUUUAUCAUUUUUUAGUGUUAUAUACAAUGCACGAUAUAGUAUGAUAUUAUACCUAUAUAUACUGAUAUAUAAUGUAUAUCUACACCACACUCACACACACAAACACACACACACACGAGCACACAACAACACACACACAAACACAAAACCCGACAAAAGAAAAGAAACAAAUCUAUGUAUAUACACUGAGUGAUAUUAGUAGUAAAUAAAAUGGCUAAACUAA
Drosophila obscura is the source of this 1322-nucleotide messenger RNA. RefSeq lists its product as uncharacterized. The transcript is spliced from 4 exons. Bases 140 to 937 code for a protein of 265 amino acids. The record is from RefSeq and is a predicted model, not a curated record. NCBI's taxonomy places the organism in Eukaryota, Metazoa, Arthropoda, Insecta, Diptera, Drosophilidae.